GUCAUGACUUGACCACGCCCCCAACUACGUACUUGUCAAUCAAAGUACGACCCCGCCCCUACACUGCCUGUUUGCACGUCGCGGAAAAAAAAAUACAGCAGCAGCAGUGGCCGUUGGGGAAGAGAGUAAAUAGAGAGAGAAGCCUCAAGAUGGCUGACUCGCAAGGCUCUGUUCACCCCUCUGGAGCUGCUGCUGCCACUGUUCCUGCCAUAGCAUCCGUUAAAAGCAAGCCAACCGAGGCGAAAGGAACCCCUGACAACCGCUUCCAGCCUUCCCGAGAUUUCAACCCGCCGCAGUCCAAGAAGGUCCGUGUCGAGGACAGAAGCGUUAAACCCAAGAAACUCAACAGGGACGGAGGUGUGAGCAGCAACGGGAGCGGGAAAGAGAAACUCCAACAGCCCACGAAGCAGCAGAGUUAUGGCAGCAGCACGGGUGUGUGGAGCUUUAGUCCAGUUAAGACGAGCAGCAGCAACCUUCCUGUGCCUGCUACCGGUGGAUCACAGCCACCGAUAAGCACACACAAAGUCUUCAAACAGAGCGAUUUCCUCCUCCACAAGGAACCCUCUUCCUCGAAACCCAAGUGCAAAAAUAAACAGAAAGAAAAGGAGAGGGAAAAGGAAAAAGGAGGCGGGGAAGAGAAAAAGAAACAUAAACUGUCGUCGACCUCCGCUCCCGGGGGUAACGUUAAUAACAACGAUGUCAGUAGGUUUAGCAACAUUUCUGCAGUUAAGAGAGAAAAUGGAGAGGUCAUGUUGCCACCCAAAGAGCACUUCAUCAACGACAAGGCGAAGGAGAGAGAGAAGAAAAAGGUUAAAGAAAGAGAGAAAGAAAAGGAGAAGAAGAAGCACAAAGUGACAAAUGAUAUCAAGAGGGAGAACGGAGAAGUCAAGCAGCCGAUUAAAGAAGAAAAAGACAAAGCGAAGAUCAACUCAGAGGAGCUGCAAAUCAAAAAAGUCAAGAAGAAAAAGAAGAAGAAACACAAAGAAGGAGACAGGCACAAGCGAGUGAAGAUGUACCACCGCUCCUGCCAAACCAUCUGUGCUGGCCUGCUUCUCUGUCCACCUUCCUCUUUGUCCACAAACUCAUCCACCUCCGAGUUAACAGACAGCUCUUCCCUGUCUCCAUUUAAGUCCCCUCUACCUAAAAACAAAACUUCCCACAAUGCACCCUCCUCUCCUCCUCUUGUUUCAAAAUCCCUCUUUAACUCCUCUUUCCACAACUCCCCGGACUCUCCAUCAUCCUCCACUAAGAUCUCUUUCCCCACAAAACCCCACCUACAGUGCACCUAUCCUGGUCUUGCAGGCCUGGAAUUUGCCCCAUACAUUCACAUAGAGAACCAGCCUAACGGAGGAGCCCUGGUGGCUCAUGCCUAUACAUCCCAGCUCGCUUCUCUGUCAAAUGACCAGAAACAGAGAUUUGCUGAGGAGUUUGUCCGUCUGGCCUUCAGUGAGGACAAAUCUCAGGCAGCUCAUUAUGUCAUGGGAAUUGUUCAUGGAGAAGCCAGCUACCUGCCAGACUUCUUGGAUUACUUCUCAAGCAAGUUUUCAUCAGCUCCUGUCAAAAUGGAAAUAUUAGGAAAGAAGGACAUAGAAACCACCACUAUGGCUAAUUUCUAUUCUCAGGUGCAGAGAACUUACAGUCAUGGCACAUACAGAGCCGGAGCAAUGAGACAGGUCAGCCUGGUGGGAGCCGUGGAUGAGGAGGUGGGGAAUUAUUUUCCGGAGUUCCUCAGCAUGCUGGAGGAGUGCCCCUUCCUGAAGCGAACUCUUCCUUGGGGGACGCUUUCCAGUCUGAGACACAUGAGUCCCACAGAAAGCGAUGACGGUCCAAUAAUGUGGGUCAGACCAGGAGAGCAGAUGAUACCUGUAGCUGAUAUACCAAAGUCUCCUUUUAAAAGAAAACGCUCCACCAACGAGGUGAAGAACCUCCUACAGUCGAUGCCCAGGACCAGCGAACCCAGAGAGAUGCUGUUUGAGGACCGGACUCGGGCCCAUGCCGAUCACAUCGGACAGGGGUUCGACCGUCAGACCACAGCAGCUGUUGGGGUGCUGAAGGCCGUCUGCUCUGUAGAAAACUCUGAGCCUCCUCGUGUAACCAAAGAUGUCGUGUGUUUCCACGCUGCUGAUUUCCCGCAUGUCGUCCAGAGGCUGCAGUUGGACUUACAUGAGCCCCCACUGUCUCAGUGUGUGCAGUGGGUGGACGAUGCCAAACUAAACCAACUGCGACGGGAGGGCAUUCGUUACGCUCGCAUCCGCCUGUGCCACGAUGAUGUCUACUUCAUCCCUCGCAAUGUGGUCCACCAGUUCAAGACUGUGUCUGCAGUCUGCAGCCUGGCGUGGCACAUCCGCCUGCAGCAGUACCACCGAGAAGAGGGCGAGCAGGAGCAGGAUGAGGAGGUGAAAAAAGAAGAAGAAGAAGAGGCGAAGGCCGACUUGAAAGAGAAAGAAACGGAAACUGUGGUUCUGGAGGAAAAAAUGGAAGAUGAAGAGAGAGGAGAAAAGAAGGGUGAGAGAGGAGUGAAGGAGAGGAUAAAGGAGGAGAAUGAGGAGGUGGAUGUGUCAGAGAAAAGAACGUUUACUUGUAAAAAGGAGGAACCUGAUGAUCAACCUCAGCAUCCGCCUCUGUUGCCUCAGCCUGUUGUCUCAGUGAACUCUAAUAGGAGCAGUCCCGGAGUCAAAGAGGAAGAGGAGACGGAGAGGCAAGAUGAAGAUAGAAAACCCAAACAGCAGGAUUCUCCUCCUGGAAAGAUGAAGACAGGACCUCCAACUUCUCCCCCCUGCACAAAUAAUUCAUCAUCACUGCCCUCUCUUGCCCCUCUUCCUCUUAAUAGGGAUGCAAAACCCAAAGCUUCAUCUAAGUCUCACCCCCACCAUCAUCAUUAUCAUCAUCAUCAUCAUCACUCAGACAGCAGGACGGUGUCUUCCAGUAAAAGUCCUUCCUCUUUAGCUUCCAGAUCGUCCCUUUCUCCACCUUUUCCCAAGUCUUCCACCUCUGUAACAUUUUCACCUUUAACAGGAACGGCUGUCACUACUUUGCACUCUUCUUUUUCAUGCUCUACCUCUUCUCCUUCCACGGCGUCCUCCUCUUUAGCCUCCCCUUCACCCCUGACAAGUACCAAGACCCCCACGGACUCUAAUAUCAAUAUGCCUCCCCCUACCUUUUCUUCUUCCAGUCAGCUGCCUCCUUCCUCUCAGUCGGAACAUCCUAAAAACUCCCUCCACCUGACGGCAGAUGUCUUUUCAGACACACAAACACUUCGAGCAUCACAGGAAUCCCCUGCUGUGGACGUCCAGACACACAUCUCUCAAACUGACACACGGACACACUUUUUGGCCGACACACGGAUGCAAACACUCCCGGAGACUCACAGUUUGGACUCGGACUCCAGGACAUCAGCGGAUUUGCAGAUGCAUCCACAACUGGAUGCGAGCAGGAGAGGAAUUUACAUGCAGCACGUCCCCCCACCACACCUCCCUCAGAUGCUUCCUCCUUCUUAUUCUCCUCUCCUCCCACACGCCCAUCUUCCUCACAGACCUCCAGUCCUCCCCCCGAAUCCUCUCCCCCUUCAGCCACAGACUCUAAACUCUUUCCUCAGCCCGACUGGACCUCCUCAUUCUGUUCACAUGAGCCACCUGCAUCCCCCACAUCAACCGAACAUCACCACCCAGUCUCCAUCAUAUUUCCAGCCUCCCCUCAUGUCUCCUUCAUCUCAGCCAAAUGCUCCACUUGGGAGCCCCCAGUCACUCCCCCCUCAUCUGUCUUAUCAGCACCAGUUGGCCAAAACGUUCCUCCCUCCUCCUCAGCAUCCCAGCUUCCCCUCUCACCCCUUCCUCCCUCCCCAGUCUUUCCUCUCGCAACCACCCGGUCCUUACCCCCUACAACCGCAAUACCAAACCUCAACCUCGAUGCAGGUUCAGCUCCCUCUGUCACACCCUUUUCAUCAUCCCCCUCCUCCUCCUUCUGUCUCUCCACCUCUUCCUCCCCCUCCUCUUCCACCUCCGCCUCUCCCUCAGUCUUCACCUUCUGUCUUUUCCCCUCCCCGAAGGCAUGAAGAGGAGCAGAAGCAGAUUUUAUAGUAGUUUUUGUACAUAGACGCAGAUUUUAAAGGACUUUAUAUGUACAUGGUUUUAUUUAGGUUGUGCUGUUGUAAAACGAUGUAAAAAGGAAACGAGGAGGAAGGAAGUGGAAACAGUAACAGAGUUUAUAUAACAGACCGCUGGAUUGAACUGGCUUAGACAGUACUCGUGCUGCAACUCUGCACAACUACAAAACCACCAUGAAUGAAAGCAAACAGGCUGUUUAGCCUGUGAUUGUUAAAGGGUGCACCGAUUUUAACUCAAGUUUAUUGAGGCUCGUGGUUCAAAUGAGGUCCCUGUUCUGCAAAACGGCUGUCUGGUUAUGUUUUGUUUGUCCAGAAUUUCAGAUUAUCUGUGAGCCAUCAGCCAAGAAACAGGAACAUUACAGCACUUGUCUGCCAUAUUCUUCUUUUUUUUAUUUAUUUAUUUUUUUUUAUUAACGGUCCCAAUGACCAUUCACCAUUUUGUGAAAUUUGCAGCUAAUACUUCCAUUUUUGUAUUUUAGUAUUUUUUUUUUUAUUUUUUUUUACAUGUUCUCUGCCCAUGACUGUUUCUGGAGUAAAGAUAGGAGUAAUAAUUAUCUAUACAGCUGUAUUGAUGUAGUAUUACAACGAUUUCUCUACUGUAUUUUAUUAGCACAUCUUAAUCACUACAGAAUAUGGCAGGACUUUUCCCUCAUAUUGUUUUUAGAGCAAUAAUGCUCAGCAAUAAUUCGCUUGAUGUGAAAGCGCAUUAUGUCAGUGUCUUUAUUUACAUUUUAAAGCUGUCAAUGGUAAUCCGUUACGAGGAAUGCAAUUAACAAACGUUCCUAAACACAUCUAGUGUUAUAUUGGCAAACAAGAAUGUCAGCCCACAUCAGUUAUAGGUCACCAAAUAAGCUCCAGUAAACAAGACUGUGUUCAGUCAGGCAAUUGAACGGGUUACAGUUUUAUUUAAUGAUGAUGCCUUGUACAUAUUGCCCUCUGUUGGCUGUACUUAAGUUUUUUUGUUUGUUUUUUUUCCUUUUAAAAUUUGGAAAACAACAUAUAAGGAAUUCAACCCAGACAAGGCUGUUGCAGACGGACCUCCAGAGUCUCAGGAAACACAUUCAGGACUUAUUAAAAUAUAUUUAAAGUACACUUUAAAAAAAUCCUCAGACUGUUGCUUUUACUUUACUGGACAGUUUAGAGCUUCAGGUCGUCUUUUCAGUGAAUUAUUAACCAGCCUGCAACAUAUUUUAGCAAAUAUGCAGCUAUGUUAUAGAGUUUAACUGAAGAUCUCACAUCAUCUGGAUGGAAGUAACAGAAUUAAGAGCAAUAUAUAGACGUGGUAGGUCAGCACUUCUAAAAUGAGACACCUUGCAGCCCUUUUUAACGGCUAGAUCAACUUCUCUGUAAAUACAGAUGAUAUUAUUGAAGAACUAUUGGAUUGUGGCUCAUGUCAGAUUAUCAACAGGACAAGUUCAGGUUCUUCCAAGAGUAUACAUUUUUUCAGGCCUUUAGUUCUGUGCUACAUUUUUAUCUAUAUCGUUCUUUAAAACACUUUGAGAAUAGACGGUACUGCUCCAUCCCAAAGCACUAUUUAUUUACCUGAAGUCCAGUUUCUCUACAGUGUUCAGCAUCCUUUAUAUUUAUUCAACAACCAGGGACUGAAGUGACCGCUUGUCUUUAAAAGUAUAAUAAAUUAUUAAAGGUCCCUUGUAAUGAUGAGUGUAUGAUUCUUGAAGUAUGUGGUGUUAGGAUCAGCCUCUUCUGUCUCUGUGCAUGCCUCACAGCUGUGGAACUCUGUCAUCAGUAUCAUGAUUUUUACGUCAAUAUUGGAGUACAGUCGACUUGCUAAUGUAGCUCGCAGCAUUUCCCCAGUGCCUGUCCUUAACUGUGAACUACUCAAUGGUCCAGAGGCACGCAGUGCAUGAGUUCUGUCCUUUCAGGGGUUGCAGUUUUAAGUUCUCAUCGGAAAAUGAGAGCAAAGCCUUAAAUUGGUCUCUAAAUCUGCUGAAAAGCAUCCAAAUAUCUGUGGUUUGAGUUGAGAUAGCUCAGAGGAAUGACGUGCACAAAGCAGGGUUGUAUUUUUCUUAAUUCGUCUCACCGCAAGCCUGCAAAAUCCUAAAAAAAAAAUGAAGGAUAACGCCUUAGCUUUUUUUGCCUCAAAAGACUCCAUUUCAGAGACAGAACUCUUUUCUGUGUGGCUCUGGGGAGACGGGAGGUAAUAACUGAGCACUUGAUACCAGUCGUAAUGCGCUCAGCAACCCUUCUUGUGCUUUUGGGUGUUAGAUGUUACAGAAACAUGACAGGAACGUAUAUUUUUUUGUAAAAACGUGACAAAAGUUAUGGUUGAAAACAAAGGUGUCCUCAGGGGCUAGCGUUGUUUUCACAGAGUUUAUUUAUCUCAAGUCUAGUUUGUUUUUCAUUUUAGCUUUUACUUUAACUGUCGGCACUGUAGUGUACAUAAGAAGUUUUGUAAAGAGGAAAAAAACUUGUAGUGUGGUUUCUACUUUAAAUAUGAACCUAGCUAAUAAAAGGUUCAGUGUAUGAA
This is a messenger RNA of Melanotaenia boesemani (Boeseman's rainbowfish), 6590 nucleotides long. Its product is annotated as lysine-specific demethylase RSBN1L-like. NCBI's taxonomy places the organism in Eukaryota, Metazoa, Chordata, Actinopteri, Atheriniformes, Melanotaeniidae. Bases 150 to 4076 code for a protein of 1308 amino acids. The record is from RefSeq and is a predicted model, not a curated record. The transcript is spliced from 9 exons. Gene Ontology annotation, cellular component: nucleus.